UUUCUAUUUUCCUAUCCUCAAAAUGGUAGACGUGCUUCCAGUGGAGCUGCUGCAGCUAAUUUUUGACCUCCUCAGUGCAGUGGAUCGGAAAUCCGCUUCGUUAGUUUGCCACCGUUGGCGUCAAGUGCUGUGGUCUGAUCGGUACCUAAAACGCAUGACUGCCAUUGUGACUGGCAGGACUCUGUGCUCUCAGUGGGCGUUACAGCGACUGCAACGUCCCUUCCGGAAGAUGAACAUCGAAGAGGAUCUCGGCCUGCAGGAAUCGGAGCGUAAACGUUUUCUUACCAGAGUGCGAAAGUUGAUAUCAUCCCGAGUGGUUCGAUCCAGCGUGCAAGAGCUGCGGUUAGUGAUGAGCCAUCCGUCAUUGAACGGGAUUUUCGGUCAGCAGGUAGCAGUUACCUUUCCGAAACUGAAGGAGCUGUCGUACUCGCCUGGUUCGAGGCUGUUAAAUCAUGAUGAUGUGCUUGCCAGAAUCAAUGCUCAUGCACCGCAGCUGCGUGUGUUGAAAAUCGAUGUCUUCACCAAUUCGGCCGUCGAGUUGAUUAGGAUGGCAUCUCGACAAAUUCACUCACUAUCGAUGCGGUUCUACGAUAAAAGGACAUUUUUACGCGUGAUUGAAAUUGAGUCGUUCGAUUCGUUCCGAGAGGCUACGUUUCUGACGGUAUUGAGUGGACAAGAGGAUUACGAAAUGUUACACCCGACUGAUUUCAAUGCCACCCAUAGGAUGAAUUUGGCUAAGCUGGACAAACUGGAGAUAAGAGAUGCGGCUAAUAUGUUCAGUCAAGUGUACGAUAUAAUCUUCCGAGCCUCAACCAGUUUGAGUCAGCUGAAUGUGUUUGGCACGGACAUAUCCAACUCGGCGCUAGCUUCCAUUCAUAGCAUGAAGAAACUGAAGCGAUUGCAUCUGUAUCUGUACGGUAAUAAUGGUUGAAUA
Ochlerotatus camptorhynchus is the source of this 934-nucleotide messenger RNA. RefSeq lists its product as uncharacterized. Gene Ontology annotation, molecular function: protein binding. NCBI's taxonomy places the organism in Eukaryota, Metazoa, Arthropoda, Insecta, Diptera, Culicidae. The transcript has a single exon. Bases 23 to 931 code for a protein of 302 amino acids. The record is from RefSeq and is a predicted model, not a curated record.